AUGGCGUCGAUUGGGAUUCAGUUGGUUCUGAAGCAAAUCUCACAAAACGAUGUUCAGCCGGGCUACCUGAUCUCUAACCAAAAUGAGCUCGCGCCCAGGAUCUUCACAUCGAAUACGGCUGACCUCUCCGCCCCCAUCGAAAGCACUUCUAGAACUCCAGAAGCAGGGUUUAGAGUUGAUAAACCACUGCCACUUGAACCAUUUGAAGGGAAGAGGAGGUCGUCAAGCGUCUAUAGCACUGAUACUACAAUCACCAACAUCAUUCGCAUGUACAGCGGCUAUCGUGAGUUGGAUGAUAACCCACCUUUGCCAACACUGCAUCACCCGCAAGCUUAUCGAGAUACUGUUGCACCCCUUCUCAUCAGGCGCCUGAGCCUGAGCCAAAGCCCUUCGCCACCCUUGAUGGUUGCGCCGCGAGAGGCCGCGUCGAUUUUAUCGCUCAGAUCGGUGGCUGCAUAUACUAACGGAGUCUCAAGCAAUAAGACGGCUCCUUCGUUUGCCGAAUUCUCCCGUCAGCUCCAACAACGCAGGACUGAAUUGGUUUCGCCGCUUUCGAUGUCUUCGGCUGAGGUACAUCGACAAGCAGCAUAUGAUCGAUUGGCUCCACCCUCACCGCAAGUCUCGUCCGUUGGACAAUCGAUAUCCCUCUCUCAAACUCCACCCUUGCCAGACGCAAUGUCUGGGACGAUCUCUGAUACCGAAGGCUCCGAUCUCCUCCCACCUCCAUUAGGUUUGAGUAGUUCGAGCCUUCCGAGUCCGCCGUAUGACGACUGGGAAAAGCCCGCCGAAUUCGAUCCUGCUCGACAUCAUGAGCCCAUUGGAGAACAAUCACAGCAGCACAGCUCUGGCAAGGGUUGGUCGCAAAAUUGGUUAGAGGACGAGUUCGUCAGCCAAAGUCCGGAGUCUACACCGGUUGAACUACAGCCUCGCAAGAGCUUCCGACUUAGAAGGAGUUCAACAGAACAGGAGCGGGAGAGGGUGAUUUCUUAUGCCGAAGCCAAGUAUCCAAGUAUGAAAAGAGACGGUGCUAAGCGGAAGACGCUACACAAUAGCAGCGCGAGAUCGAGCGUUCAACAAAGCGUUAGCCACUUAGUCAGAUCUCUAUCGCGGAAGGGCGCCCAGGUAAACAAAGAGGGCCCUGGGCAGGACAGUCUACCACGAGAAAGACAGUUAGCCAUCCCUUCAACCCCUUAUCAAGUGUACGGUGCUGAGGUCUUCUCCAAUAAAUUGCAGAAGAAGCAGCAGAAAGAGGCGCAGCAGGCUCAGCGGAAGCGUCAAAGAGGAAAGCCUGUCAGUCUGGUUACAGCGUACCAGAACAGUCAAAGUCAAAUCGUCGGGGUUUUUGAGGGGGCAAAACGCAAAUUGAGGCGGAAGUCAUCGCAAAAUAGACAGCGCAAGUUGAAGGAGAGUAUUAUCAUCGUAGGCCCAGCUAAGACGACGAGGUCGGUGAAUCCUAUGGAUCAAUCUACAGUGGACAACGAAAACUCGUGGAUUUAA
Cladophialophora bantiana CBS 173.52 is the source of this 1497-nucleotide messenger RNA. RefSeq lists its product as uncharacterized. The record is from RefSeq and is a predicted model, not a curated record. The transcript has 2 exons. Lineage: Eukaryota; Fungi; Ascomycota; Eurotiomycetes; Chaetothyriales; Herpotrichiellaceae. Bases 1 to 1497 code for a protein of 498 amino acids.